Messenger RNA from Rubroshorea leprosula, 1114 nucleotides. NCBI's taxonomy places the organism in Eukaryota, Viridiplantae, Streptophyta, Magnoliopsida, Malvales, Dipterocarpaceae. The record is from the annotation of a GenBank genome assembly.
AAAAUUCCCAAAAAUGAUAUUAGAGCUAUUGGUAGAGCUCUUGGUAUUGUGGUGAAAUGCAAAGACUUGAUGCAGCUUUAGAAGAGACCAAGUUGGCUAAGGUGAAGGAUAGUGAUUGGAGUUCUAUCCAAAAGAAGGCAGCAAGUCAAAUUCGGCUGGCACUUGCAUCGGAGGGGAAAUACAACAUCCUUUCAGAGACUACUCCAAUAGGCAUGUGGAAGAAGCUAGAAGAGAUAUAUGCUUCAAAAUCUUUAACCAAUCAACUGUGUUUAAAGAUGGAGCUGUAUCAAUUGAAGAUGGCAGAAGGCAUUAACAUUCACAAUCACUUAUCUAAUUUCAACAUGAUGAGUAUGCUGGUGGGUAAGACUACUUUGGUGAUGAAAGAUGUCAUAACCAUGUUGUUGGAGAAUGAUAAAUUUCUCUGGGAGGAUGAUGGUGCCAAACAAAAUAAUGCUUUGGUGAUGGAGCAAUCUCGAGGGAGAUCCAAUGGACAUGAGAAAGGUCGAAAUCUAGACCUAAGAAGGAUUAUGGUGAAGUGCAGUGUUUCUAUUGUGGGGGAGGCUAAUAUUGUUGAAGAAAAUGUGGUUGAGGUAUUAGCUUGUGAAGAAUGUGAUCCUACGGUGGAGAAAAACAAUCGGAGGUGGAUUUUGGACUCUGCUACAACCAUACAUGUGUGCAAUAAUCCUUCGAAAUUUGUGAGUUUGGUUCGAGGGGAGCUUGGCAAAAUAACGAUGGCUACCAGUGAGAAGGUGAAUAUUGAAAACAUAAGAGAUGUUCGUCUCAAUGUUCACAAUGGGAGAGCCAAGAUUCUCGAGAAUGUGAGAUAUGUGCCCAAGUGUUCAAGCAAUAUUAUUACUUUGAGUGAAUUGACAACAAGAGGGUACAAGGGUGUUGGAAAGCGAGAAUGGUGCAAGGUCUACAAAGGUGGAAGACUUGUUCUACAUGGAAGGAAGAACAAGCACAACAUUUAUGUGCUUUAGCAACAUCCCGAGAGAGGGCUUAACAAGACCAUGAGAAAGAUGGUGCGGAAGCCUAAAGGGAUCUUGGUAGAUGGCAAGGAAAUUAAUAAGACCAAGAAGAAGGUGAGCUUCAACAAUGAAGUGGUGUUUGAUGA